This is a messenger RNA of Leptosomus discolor (cuckoo roller), 744 nucleotides long. NCBI's taxonomy places the organism in Eukaryota, Metazoa, Chordata, Aves, Leptosomiformes, Leptosomidae. The record is from RefSeq and is a predicted model, not a curated record.
AUGCAUAAAGUUUUUCAAAAGAAAAUGUAUUCAUUAAACUGUGGCCUCUUUUCUACCUAGUCGGCAGCAGAAUACGUGAAGUCCCGCCUGCCUGAAGUCCUAAAACAACAUCUCCAAGACUAUGAGAAGGACAAGGAGAACAGUGUGCUGUCUUACCAAACCAUCCUGGAGCAGCAGAUUUUAUCGAUUGAUCGAGAAAUGCUGGAAAAAUUGACUGUGUCCUACGAUGAAGCAGGUACAACUUGUUUGAUCGCACUGUUGUCAGAUAAAGAACUCACGGUGGCCAACGUUGGUGAUUCGCGCGGAGUGUUGUGUGACAAGGACGGGAAUGCCAUCCCCCUGUCACACGAUCACAAGCCCUACCAACUGAAGGAGAGGAAGAGGAUUAAAAGAGCUGGUGGUUUUAUCAGCUUUAAUGGCUCCUGGCGCGUUCAGGGGAUCCUGGCCAUGUCCCGCUCGUUAGGAGAUUACCCUCUGAAGAACCUGAACGUUGUCAUUCCCGACCCCGAUAUUCUUACGUUUGACCUGGACAAACUGCAGCCAGAGUUCAUGAUCUUGGCGUCGGAUGGUCUGUGGGAUGCUUUCAGCAACGAGGAAGCUGUCCGAUUCAUCAAGGAGCGCUUGGAUGAACCACACUUCGGUGCAAAGAGUAUAGUGCUACAGUCCUUCUACAGAGGAUGUCCUGAUAACAUAACAGUGAUGGUGGUGAAGUUCAGGAAUAGCAGCAAAACGGAAGAACAGUAA